UCAUGUUUGAAUCGUCUGGCUUGGGUUACUUGUCUUCUUCUCGUGUUUUAUUUCCAUGUAUUGCUUUUCUAGUGUAUCUUGAUGUGUUCCCUUCACUGUACGAACAUUGGCUAAUGUGUCAACAAGAUGAAUUUUUGCGUUGGAUUAAACGAGAACUAUCAUUAAACAAUGGGUUCAGAUUGCUUGGAUGCUAGGUUCUUCCUGAAUGUUGUAGUUUGGUUGAGAAAAGGAAAAAAAAGCAUUUUUGGCGUGAAAAAAAAGUGGUCUUCAUGUUGAUUUUCUUGCUUUUUUUGUCUUCUUCAUAGUCAUGCUGUUCAUUUCAAAUUCAUGAAUGUCUAGGUGCUUGCGCCAAUGUGUGUUCGGGGCUUGGAAAAUUUAUCCGGGUUUUGGUCAUUUUCUGUGUGAUUAAGUUUUCACAACCCAGCUCUUAGAUUCAGCAAUCUCCAGUAAUUUGCUUGAUGCAAAAAAUUGGCAACUGUGCAUCUCUGUAUUCUGUUAAUCAUAUGAUCUUUUCUCCUUGCGAACAUUCAAUUAGUUUCUGUUUUUUUGGCAGCAUAUCAUAAUCCUUUGACCAUGAAAGUAGAUACUGGAAUAUUUCAUUUCACGUUGGGGCUGAUAAUUGUUGUUUGAUUGUUUUCAACUGCAUAUAUGUUUUGCACAUUAUUAUCACAUGAGCUACCUGGCAUUUAUUAGGGUUUUGCCUUUUCUUUUCAUCUUGAUAUGUUGAUGAAUAUAUCUACUGGGAGCAGUCCAUUCAUUUGUGGAUUAUUGUCUUUUGUUUGUUUUCCCCUUUGCCUAUGUCUGAAUUUUGAUGUCUACGCUGCAUUCUGGAGUCUUAACUUGUUUCAGUAUUGAAUUUGUAUGAACAUUUGAGGCUUGACUUGUUUCAAGGAGUUCUCGCAAUCCUAUGAUCUUGAACCAUAUUCAUCAUAUGGAUGUACUGAAAAAUGUUCUGUUUAUUAAUAAUUUGGUCAAAAAUUAUAUUAAUAUCAAUUCAGAGAUACUAGAAAAACCUGAGUUCAGCAUUUCUGUUGUUGCUACUGUUUCUUGUUAUAGAGAGAUUUGUUUUUCUUUUUUGGCAAAUUAAUAAAAGUAUUGGUUAACCUCUGUUUUGUUUCUCAUGUUGUAGUAUUUAUUGAAAAAAAAAAAAUCAUGUUUUACCAAUGGAGAUUCCUGAUUAGUUCAAUCCUAUAUGUUCGUUCAGCUUGCUCUGCAUAUUGGCUUAGAGAUGUUUUUAUUUUCUAGGUUCAAAUGUUACUUCUAUGACAAAUAGAUUCAAGCAAAUGGAUAAUAUCAUGGAACAAAAUAUAGUUGGAUCAGCAGAGCAGUUCCUUUCUCCAUGUUCUUCAAAUGCAGUCACUGUUUUUGGAGAUCCAGUGGCAAGCCCUCGAGUGGGAGAUCAGUAUCAGGCAGAAAUUCCACCUGGGAUGAUGGACAGUUGUCGGCAACUUGUGAAGAAACUAACUGAUACAAAAGUUGUGGCAGACGAAACAAACCAUUUUGCACUGGGAUUACCAGUUCCAAUUAUGUGGGCACAUAGUGAAGUUGAAUCUAUCAAAAAGGAAUCUCAGAAUGUUGACAAUGCUAACCACUGUGGUGCAGCCGAUACAAAUUGGAUAGUGGACAUUGAAUCCAAUGAAAACAGGCAGGCUACUUCAAAAAAUAAAGUUUCAGAAGUUAAACCUUCGCACACUUCAUUGGUAAAUGGAGGAGUAGGAUUGGCAACUCUUCUUUCCAUGAUUAGAGAUGAUGGGAUGGAUGUUGACUUGGAGAUACCAAAAGAAAAGAAAGCUAGGUUGGAUCAAGCAGACAAUGAUUGUAGUCCUCUUCCUGGUUCACCGUUGGAACCUUGGACAGCCAUUGAACAUGAUAGUUUCCUCCUUGGUCUAUAUACUUUUGGGAAGAAUCUCAGUGUUGUGAAAAGAUUUGUUAAGAGUAAAGAGAUGGGCAAUAUACUGUGGUACUAUUAUGGAAAAUUUUAUAGGUCCAAUGAACACCGCAGAUGGUCAGAGUGCAGGAAGAUGAGAGGCAAACUGUCGAUACAAGGACAGAAAAUUUUUUCAGGUUGGAGGCAGCAAGAACUAUUAUCACGUCUAUUUCCCCACGUGUCAGAAAAAUGCCAAAAUAUGUUGCUGGAGGUCUCUAGGGCAUUUGGAGGGGGAAGAAUUCCUCUGAUUGAGUAUGUUUUUACUUUGAAGGAUACGGUUGGAAUCAAUGCUCUUGUGGAAGCAGUAGGUAUUGGCAAAGGGGAGCAAGAUCUCACGGGAACUGCUAUGGACCCUGUAAAGGCCAACAAUUCAUGGUCUAUUCAUCCUGAAAUCCCAACUGGAAAAGCAUGUUCCUCUUUGACAUCAGGAGACAUCAUUAAGUUUUUGACAGGAGAUUUCCGGCUAAGCAAAGCCCGAUCAAAUGAACUGUUCUGGGAAGCCGUAUGGCCACGCCUUUUGGCAAAAGGGUGGCACUCUGAGUUGCCUAAAGAUCAUGGUCUCAUCAGUUCAAAGCAAUCCCUAAUGUUUCUUGUACCUGGUGUUAAGAACUUCUCAAGAAGGAAGCUUGUCAAAGGAAACCAUUAUUUUGAUUCUGUUAGCGAUAUCCUGAAUAAAGUCACAUCAGACCCUGGACUACUUGAGGUUGAAAGCGAAGCAUCCACAGCCAACUGGCAAAAGGAAGAAUACACAUCUGAUUUCCCUGUAAAGCAAUGCUGCGAGAGUUUAUUGAAUUGUCAGUGUCAUCAUUACCUCCAGCCACCUGUUACAAAUUGCAAAGGAGAGAUGAUAAAAUUUACAGUGGUGGAUACUAGUUUGAUUCGUGGAGGAGAACAGUCCAAAGUCAGAGAGCUGAGAACAUUACCUGUUGCCACUAGUAAACUGUCUAUUCCCUCUGAUCUUUCCAGUGAAAUCGAACAUGUUUCCUCUGAAGAAUCUCCAGGUGAAGCAAUGGAAAUUAAUGCUGUAAGUACUGCAGAAGAUACAAAUGAGAGUGGAGUAUUUCCCAACUCACCAGAAUUAACCAGAAUUGAAAACAACGGUUUACCAAAUGGUCCAGAUCUGACCAUUCUACCCGGGAAAAAUCAUGAGGAUUGCAGCAACGGUACGCCUAGUGACAGGCAGUUGAAGGAGACAACUGACCAGUCAACGUGUCUAGCCCCCAGUAUGAAACAACAGCUGUUUGCAGCUUGUAGUCCUGGAGAAUCGAGCCCCAUUGUUGACAACAUCUCCACAGAGGCCAAACCAAAUGAAGCGGAGUCUCCUUGUUGUCUGGAGUGUACUAGUUUACCAAUGCAUGAAAAGAUCCGAUCUGAAGUAGAUCCAUCUCAGAAUUUAGCAUCAAGCAGUUCUUUGGCUCAGGACAGCCCACAAGAGAGUGAUCAAGCAAUGUUUUACAAGGACUUCUCGGCUACAGAGCCAUUGGCUAGGAAGCCUGAAACUCAGAAUUUGAUUGACCUGAACCCUUCAGAUGUCCCUCAAGAUUCUGGAACCGAUGAAACCGUCAUGACAUUGAGAGACUUGCAGAACCGUAAUGGUUCAGCCAUAUCGACCAGGUCUGAAAUAACCCAGCAGUCCUCUAAUGGCGGUGCCAGCACAGCCCAGCAACCAGUGCUAGGUGGUCGAAGACAGAGUACAAGAGCCCGGCCCUUGACAGCAAAAGCACUGGAGGCUAUUGCAUGCGGGUUCCUUGGCACAAGGCGAAAGAGGAAGUGCCCGGAUGCAUGAAGAAACGCGAUGUCAAGGCCCCCUUGACUUGGUAAUUGGAGUAUCUGGUGGUGGAUUGUGAAAGUUUACUGGAAGAGAGAAAAGAUGAACAACAGAUUUUCAUUUUUUGGUGAUCUAAAGUGUAUACAGAAAACAAUAUUUAUAUACAAAUUCUCCAUAAAUUCCUCCUAUACAUAAGUUAUUUUAAAAUAAAAAACAAUAUCACAAUCCGA
Molecule: messenger RNA, 3925 nt
Organism: Diospyros lotus (date-plum)
Lineage: Eukaryota; Viridiplantae; Streptophyta; Magnoliopsida; Ericales; Ebenaceae
Exons: 2
Coding region: 1263-3713 (816 amino acids)
Cellular component (GO): nucleus
Molecular function (GO): transcription corepressor activity
Source: RefSeq, a predicted model, not a curated record